AAAUCAUCUGUAGCCCAUUUAUCUACCCUGUUUCCAUCUUCGGCCAUCAAUGGAUUCCUGAAUCUUGAUUCGAAUUAGCCGUUUGCAGUUCUCCGACAAGAAUUCACAAAACAACAUUAAUCCUAUUUCGACAAAAUCAGAGCACUGUGAACCCGAGAAAAACAUUCACAAGAAAGAAAAGUAUCAGAGCUCCAUCAUAUAAUGAUGCACCACCAUCACCAUCCACCGCCCAUCACGACCACCACCGGCGCUGCCAUUACUACCCCUUACAUUCUAUUAGCGACAACCCUUUUCUUCUUUCUCCUCGUACUCUCCUUCACUACUUCUCCUUCCCUUCCACAUCUCCGCACCCAACCCCACGCAUCCCUCUUCCCCCCCCACCACCGCUUCCUUUUCCACAACCCCAACACCACCCAAAACCGAAACACCCCUUCAGCUGCACCGCGGCUCCCUCCAACCCCUCCCUCCAUAGCAUACCUCUUAUCAGGGUCCGCCAAUGAUUCGGAUCGGAUCAUCCGACUCCUCUACUCUAUCUACCAUCCCAGGAACCACUACUUGCUCAACCUGGACCGGGCAGCUCCUCAGGCCGACCGUGAUACCCUGGCCCUCAGAGUUCAAUCAAUACCCCUCUUCAGAGCUGCUCAGAAUGUACAAGUAAUUGGCAAGGCUGACUAUGUGUUCCCUGUUGGUCCUUCAUCUGUUUCCUCCACACUUCACGGCGCGUCCAUUCUGCUCCGUGUUGCGGCAGAUUGGGAUUGGUUUAUUAAUCUCUCGGCAAAUGAUUACCCUCUUGUUACCCAAGAUGAUCUUUUACACAUUUUGUCAUAUCUGCCCAAGGAUCUUAAUUUUGUGAAUCACUCAAGCUAUAUUGGAUGGAGAGAAUCUCGGAAACUGAAACCAAUAAUAGUUGAUCCAGCACUCUACCUUGCUGAAAAUAGUGAGAUGUUUUAUGCAACUGAAAAGAGACAGCUGCCUGAUGCUUUCCGGUUAUUUACAGGUUCAUCUUCUGCUAUUUUAACUCGCAAGUUUGUUGAGUUCUGCGUCUUGGGUGUAGACAACCUUCCCAGGACUCUACUGAUGUACUUGUCGAAUACGCCAGCAUCAAAUCUUGUCUAUUUCCCGACCAUUCUAUGCAAUUCACGGCAAUUCAAUCGAACUACUAUCAACCACAGCCUGCAGUAUGUUUCUUAUGACUCUGGACAGGAGCCCUUACCGCUGAAUUCUAGUACAUUUGAUGAUCUGAUCCAAAGUGGAGCAGCCUUUGCCUCACCAUUUCUCCCAAAUGAUCCGAUUCUUGACCGCAUCGACCUGGAAGUUCUGGAACGAGAACCGGGCAAACCAGUACCUGGUGGCUGGUGUUUAGGUGAAUCUGAAAACGAGAAAUGUUCAGUUUGGGGAGAUGCUGAUGUUUUGAAGCCGGGUCCGGGAGCCAAAAGGCUUGAAAAACGUCUUGUUGAACUACUAUCGAAGGAAACAGUUCGAUCUCGUCAAUGUGUAGAUGAAUAGUAUCUACCUCCAAUUCUUAGACCACGAAGGUGCAGAAAAAGCUGUUUGCAGCCCGGUUCUGAAAUUUGUCGUGUAUUAACAGCAUUUAGCCAUUCAUUGUGCUGGUAAGCGUAAUUUUAUGUCUAGCUCAGCAAGAUUGCUGUAAAUUGCAAUACGGUUUAAUUCAGUACUCCAUAUAACUGAGUUUUUACUCAUAUUUUUGUCGUAAAGCGUAUAAUAUAGAUGAUGGAAUGUGGGUAUCUUCUUGAA
Molecule: messenger RNA, 1755 nt
Organism: Olea europaea var. sylvestris
Lineage: Eukaryota; Viridiplantae; Streptophyta; Magnoliopsida; Lamiales; Oleaceae
Product: beta-glucuronosyltransferase GlcAT14A-like
Exons: 4
Coding region: 202-1506 (434 amino acids)
Cellular component (GO): membrane
Molecular function (GO): glucuronosyltransferase activity
Source: RefSeq, a predicted model, not a curated record